UUGUUUUGAUGGUGCUCUCCCCUGUCUGUGAAGAGAGAGUGCGGCCAUUUUGUUAUAGUUCGGCUGUAAAUUUGUGGAUAAGGCGAAGAGCAACAAACUCGAACAUUAUGUAACGUCAUAUGUGCUUCAUUUUAAGGAGUCGGAACCUUCUGCGUGUGUGUGGAGAGUGAGAGAAAGUGAGCGGUAGUGUGAGUGACUGAGUUAGUGAGAGAGUGUGUGUGUGUGUGUGUUAUGGAGGAGCGAUCAGAGUCAGCCUGGGACUCGAUGUGAUCAGCGUUACCGGGUGCUGACAGAGGUCGCCUUCUCCGGGACAUCUUCUCCACGGGGUCGCUGUUAUGAAUGGAGGAUAAAAAAUAAGAAAACUAAUUAUAAUAAAUGGUGGCGACAUCAUCCCGCAGCUCUCCCCGCCUCCUCCUCGCUCUUCUCUCCGUCCUGACGCUCACGGAUCCGCCGCUGUCCGGGCCACGGUUAGCACUGGCUACACCGCUGUCAGAGCCGCGGUGCGCUGAGGACCAGUUCGCAUGUCUCAGUGGGAGGAUGCAGUGUAUCCCCCUGGACUGGAGAUGUGAUGGCUGGACCGUGUGCGAGGACAAGAGUGACGAGAUAGACUGCCCUCCAAUAAAGGAGGAGCGCUAUCGCUAUGGCAGCGGCUUUGAUCAGAUCGAGGACGUGAUGGGCGUGGCUCAGCCUGUGCGCUUUAACAAAAAAUGCCCGAGUGGAUGGCACCACUACGAGAAGACUUCAAGCUGUUACAAGGUGUAUGAACGAGGGGAGAAUUACUGGCAGGCUGGGGAGACGUGCCAGAGAGUAAACGGCACGCUCGCCACCUUCAGCACCAACGAAGAGCUGCAGUUCAUCCUCAAGAUCGACCAGAGAGUGUGUGAGCGCAGAGACCAGUGCAGUUUCUGGGUCGGCUAUCAAUAUGUCAUCACCAAUCAGAGCCGAUCGUUCGAAGGCCGAUGGGAAGUGGCGUAUAAAGGUUCCGUGCAGGUGUUUCUACCCCCAGAGGGAUUGUGGAGCGUGUCGGAAGGGAGUGUAAAGCAGGACAGUGUGUACUGCGCCCAGCUGCAGCGUUUUCACAACAGGAAUAUGAACGAGCGCGGCUUACACAGUUGGCACACUGAGAACUGCUACAAACCGUUCCCUUUUCUCUGCAAAAGACGGCAGACAUGUGUGGAUAUCCGGGAUAACGUGGUCAGCGAGGGUCUGUAUUUCACGCCCAAGGGUGACGACCCGUGUCUGAGCUGCACGUGUCACGACGGCGAGGCAGAGAUGUGUGUGGCAGCACUGUGCGAGAGGCCGCAGGGUUGUACACACUUCACAAAGGACCCUAAAGAGUGCUGCAAGUUCACUUGCCACGAUCCGGUUGUGUGUGUCUCAGAUGGCAGCAGUCUGUUUGACUCCAUGGCGAGUGGUAUGCGUCUAAUCAUCAGCUGUAUCUCGUCGUUCCUGGUGUUGUCUUUGCUACUCUUUAUGGUACAUCGCUUACGGCAGAGACGCAGAGAGCGCAUUGACACACUGAUUGGAGGGAACUUGCACCACUUUAACCUUGGCCGGCGUGUUCCCGCCUUCGAUUACGGCUCUGACGUGUUUGGAACUGGUCUCACACCACUACACCUGUCUGAUGACGGAGAGGGCGGUGCUUUCCACUUUCAGGAACCACCACCCCCUUACGCAGCCUAUAAAUACCCUGAACUCCGCCCACCUGAUGAGCCCCCACCCCCUUAUGAGGCUUCCAUCAACCCCAACUCUCUUCUCUACAUGGGACUUGGGCUGAACACUACACAGGUAGACAAUGGAGGAAGUGGAACACUCUGCAGAACCCCUCUCCAGGCCCCACCCCCUCCCCUUGAGGAGAGGGCAGAAUCUAUUGACAGCAGUACAAUGUUGGUGACCCCGGACACACCAACAGACACCGAUGACCUCGACCUUAGCUCCACACUUGAUUCCACUAACACCACCUCUCUCAGUACGGUGGUUUGAGGAAGUGGGUGUGUGUUUGUUUUUGGGCGGGGCCUCAGGAGGAAGAGGAUGGGUUUUUACAAUGAACUGACUGAGUGUUUGAGCUUCAAUGCAGUUGUUAAGUGUAAAUAUGGCUGCUCGUUUUACUUCCUUCUUCUCCACAGACUGAUAAUGACAAUGGGCGGAGCUUCAGCUUUCAGUCUUUCUGUCUCCUGUUGUGAAUGUGUUUUACGCUCCUGACCUUCCGUCUCCAUGACCCACACAGCUGACACUUCAGAGUUCAGUCCUGCACAUGUGGAUGGGUUUCAUGUUGUUAGGUCAGGGGUCAUUCAGGAUCCUUCACCCUUUUAACCCUUUGCCUCCCUCAUCCCACUCUAAGAGCCUUGUCCCCUUCAAGGGCUGUGUCCGUAAUGCUGAAUUUACAUGGUGGUGUUGAACGAACCCUUGCUUUAUUUCUCAUCGCAAAAUUAGUGUUUACAGUGACGGUACGUGACCAAUGGCAGCAUGCAGCCAUGUAAAUGUUGCCAUGGUAAUAGUGUCUAGUUUUGCACCUACAGCAAACAGCUAAAACCGUAGUCUUAUCUUUAUUGUAGAUCAUCAGGUGCGACUACAAGCCAUUAGGCGCCUGUGUAUCCCAGAAAACGCGGGUGCCACGUUUUAGUCAUAUUUUACAUACGCCACUUUUAUUUUCUCUGCGUUGUUUUUAAGCUGAAGCUCUGCACAGUGUUUUGUUUGAACUCGAUUUGAUUGGGAAAGUCUACUGUAAACAAUUCUAUGCCAUUUUCUAAAUGUUAUCUUCAUGGACUGGAGUAAUGAAAAUUGUUUUUUUGUUUUGUUUUUUUUAACCUGCAUUGACAUUUACAGGCCUUUAACUAGGUGUUCGCAAGCUCUCGGCAGAAGAUGUUGUGGGUGUAACAAUUGUGUCGUUACCUUUUAAGUAACAGUACGUGGUAGCUACCCUGAUCAUAAAAUUUCAUUUUUUUCCAAUUAAAAGUAUGCACACGUCAUUUUAAAUUUGCUGGUCAUCGAUAUCUGAUCUGUUUGCUUAGGUGCAACGUAAACCUUAGAUCCUUUUGCUUUCAGAUGUCUUUGUUUAUGCCGAUAUAUUUGUUUUAUUUUUUAUUUUUAUUUUAAGGGAAUGUACCUAAAGGGGGUUGUGGACUCAGUACCAUCAGGGCCAAAGGGGCUGUUCAGGAAAUUGUAUUCCAACACUGCUGGUGGAAUUGACAGCAGAAGUUGGUGAUUAAGCACUAAAUUUAUGUCAUUUAUUCUUUUAUUCAGGUAUGUAUAGCUGAACAGCUGUUACCACCAACUAGACACACACCCAGCCCUUACAGUGCGCAUUAAUCUUUAUAGAAGGAUGCAGCCUUCAUGUGGAGCAUUGGUUUGGGGGCUGGACUGCGUUUUUAUAGAGGAUGCAAUGUACACAGGGAGAGCCCAGAGACUUGUCAUCUGGACUGUAACACGAAGUGAGAGGCUGCUAAGCUUCAGCCCUGUUUAAAGACGGAACAGCAAAUUUAAUACCGAUGUAGAUAUUUAUACAUGAUAUAAGUCACUGAACCUUUGGAAAUGAAUUUAAACAGCCCAAUGUGUCUAAAAACAGCUAAAGCAAUAACAACAAAAAAAAGAUGAAAACACGGGUUGUAGGCAAAACGAUCACAAAAUGAUUGCCCCCAAGCCAGGAAGAAGCUGAACUGCAGCACUCCUGAAUGAAAUAGUUCAGAUUUCCCACAAAUGCAUAUAGAAUUUGUAUCAUCCGUGUUUGUGUGUGCGCAUGGGGGGGGGGGGAGAUACUCUGGUAUCACAGUUUGGUCUGGUAGUCUAGUUAAGUUUCCUCUGAUAUCGAGCAGGAUUUAUUCAUAGUUUAAGGUCUUCAGUAACACUGGUGUGAUUUAUGUUGUAUGCUCAAUUAUUGACAUGGUUGCUCAUCUUUGCUUUUAUUUCCAGGAUAAGUCCAAGAACACUCUCAGACACUAUUUAACCAACCCCCCCCCCCUUUGACCCUCCGGUUAAUUGGCACAGACAAUCCUCUUGAUCAUGUAACGAGCAGAAUGUGUGGUGCUGAUGAUGGACUCUGUCGAUACCAAGCAUCUCCUCGCAGGUUGAUUUGAUUUCCGCGUUUGUCGUUGCCGCUCUGCAUGUUUUUCUCCGCGGCGUGAGGUGUUCUAACGAGAAAACACUAAUAAAUCAAAUGAUUUGUGUACAAAAUUAAAUUUUAAAGAAAUGCUACAACUGCUACUUUUUAAUGUUUAAGUUCAGGUUUUAAAUGUAAUUUCCUGUUUAGGUUUUGUUGCAGGGUUUUGUGUUGUAUUCUGAUGUCGAUGUAUAGCUCAUCAUCAUCAUCAUCAUCAUCGUCAGGCGCCAAAUAAACUUCACUGAAGGAUAAGA
Molecule: messenger RNA, 4350 nt
Organism: Hemibagrus wyckioides
Lineage: Eukaryota; Metazoa; Chordata; Actinopteri; Siluriformes; Bagridae
Gene: dgcr2
Product: DiGeorge syndrome critical region gene 2
Exons: 11
Coding region: 376-1983 (535 amino acids)
Cellular component (GO): membrane
Molecular function (GO): protein binding
Source: RefSeq, a predicted model, not a curated record